Molecule: messenger RNA, 1845 nt
Organism: Hyalella azteca
Lineage: Eukaryota; Metazoa; Arthropoda; Malacostraca; Amphipoda; Hyalellidae
Gene: Pop2
Product: CCR4-NOT transcription complex subunit 7
Exons: 6
Coding region: 94-1107 (337 amino acids)
Cellular component (GO): CCR4-NOT core complex; P-body; CCR4-NOT complex
Molecular function (GO): poly(A)-specific ribonuclease activity; nucleic acid binding
Source: RefSeq, a predicted model, not a curated record
GCCUUCAAUACUGCAACUUCCUUUACAGAUUUUUCUUUAUAUAAUAAUUCACACAUUAUUUACGGACUCUGGUUGCCUCAAGUGACCAAGAAAAUGCCCGUGCCCGGCGUGGCUAGACAGUUUGUGAUGGGCCCUCCUAGAGAGCCCACCAAUGAAGAGUGUGGCAUUAGAGAGGUAUGGAAGAGCAACUUGGAGGAUGAGUUUGACAGCAUCAGACAAGUUGUGAAACAUUAUCCUUAUGUUGCAAUGGAUACUGAAUUUCCUGGAGUUGUGGCAAAGCCCAUUGGCGAGUUUGUAAGCAAUGCAGACUUCCAAUACCAGUUGCUGCGCUGCAAUGUGGAUUUGCUCAAAAUAAUUCAACUUGGCCUCUCAUUUUUUGAUGAAAAUGGCAAACCAGCACCAGGGAUAUCCACAUGGCAGUUCAAUUUUGAGUUUAAUUUGACAGAGGACAUGUAUGCUCAAGAUAGCAUAGACCUGCUACAGAACUCAGGCCUAAAUUUUGAGCGCCAUCAAAAGGAAGGCAUUGACCCUGUCUCCUUUGCUGAGCUGCUCAUGACUUCUGGUGUGGUAAUCUUGGAUGAUGUCAGGUUCCUGUCUUUCCACAGUGGUUAUGACUUUGGAUAUCUUAUAAAGCUGCUGACCAAUCAGAACUUGCCUGCAGAAGAAAGCAAAUUCUUUGAGGUGCUAUACCUUUAUUUUCCUGUCAUCUAUGAUGUUAAGUACCUGAUGAAGUCGUGCAAGAACCUGAAAGGGGGGCUGCAGGAGGUGUCCGAGCAGCUGGAAUUGGACCGCAUCGGCCCCCAGCAUCAGGCAGGCUCCGACUCCCUGCUUACAGGCGCGACAUUCUUCAAAAUGAGAGAGUUGUACUUCGAAGGCAACAUUGACAAUGAGAAGUACUGCGGCCACCUGUACGGGCUGGGCACGCAACACGUCCAGAACGGCAACGACAACGGGGCGAGCACGAGUCCCCCUAUUGGGGGUCAGGUGGGGGGGUCAGCGCUCCCUAACAACAACACAGCAACUCCAACCAACGCUGACGGCGCUGACAUCGCAGCGCCAGGAGCUGAUGGCAACAACAUAGCGCUCGAGGAUGGCCAUGAUAAAUAAAUAUUCUCUCAAUGAAAGAAAUUAUUAUGAAAUUCUGGGGUGUUGUUGACGUGUGCAAAUACUGGGAUUCCAGAUCCUAUUUUAAACAGAAUUUUUUGUCAUUCAAUAAUGGGGAAUUUAAAUGUCAUUGGAUUAUAGGACUGGUUUUAUACUUAUCAGUAUUAAAGGUGUGGGAAGAGUACAUAUUUCUGAUUUAUUCCCUGAUUUUAUCAUCUUAAAUUUUUCCGAUGCCCGUUUCUUGCGACAAGCAUUUUGAUCUCAUCUAAUUUCCCUGAGUUUGAGUUAGCAAUGGCUUCUUCUGGGACAUUUGUCCAAUUGUGACCCCUAGAUGUCGGCAGGUGAAGGGAAAUGAAUUGCUUUCACAUUAUUUUGUGACGAUGUAUCGUCUGAGUUCUCAUUCAAAUCAAAUGGUAAAAUAUUUCAGGCGUUGCCAGUGUAUGUCGUAUGAAGUUAUAUUUCAUGAAUCAUAUAUCCAUGAGCUACGUAAUUCGCUAAUUUUUUACUGAAUUUGAAGUUGGAAGUGACUCAUUCUUUGUUCAUUCAGGUUUACCCAAAAUGAUGAAAAAUAAAUCCCGUUCUCAUCUAUUCCCAUUCAUUCACUGUGGUUGUUUUGUGUUCCAAAUAAAUUGUGAUGUAAUUAGGCAUCUCUUUAGUUCUUCAUUCCUGCUAGCUGUUAUUCAUACUGCUAUGCAUCAAUCGUCUCUGAACCGUUGGCUAAGUAAAUCCAAUCUUAAUAAA